AUGUACAACGGUAUUGGUCUUCAGACGGCUAGGGGUUCAGGCACAAAUGGAUAUGUUCAAGCAAAUCUUUCUAAUUUGCUGUUAUCAAGGAAACGUAUUGAAUAUAAUAGCGAGGCUGACAUUCGCAGAGCAGAAGCACAGAUCAAUAAAGGCCCCAAUGAAGAGAUUCUUCAGCAUCAAAGGAAGAGAAUCAUUGAAAUGAAAUGUGCCGAAUUUGAAAUGCUUAUGGAAGAGAAGGGUUUUGAUGACGAUGAAAUACAGAAGAAGGUUUCGGAUUAUCGGAAACUUUUGCUGGGUCAACUCGAGUCGGGCGAACUCAACCUGGAUUCUGAGCUUGACACUAGAGAUUCACACGCCAGAGCAAAAGCCGCUGUUAAGAAUCGCGACAAGAUGAGGGACGCUCUGGGACUGAGUAAAGACUUUGUCCCCGGAAAGUCAAUGGAGAAGUAA
Cooperia oncophora is the source of this 450-nucleotide messenger RNA. NCBI's taxonomy places the organism in Eukaryota, Metazoa, Nematoda, Chromadorea, Rhabditida, Trichostrongylidae. The record is from the annotation of a GenBank genome assembly.